AUGGACAUCAAGGAUGCAGCAUUCUUAGCCAUUGUUGACUCUGCAAAAAACAUUUUGCUUUCAUACAGCUGCGAAGAGUUCGAUAGACAUGGACUAUUGUCGUCUUUGGGCGAGGAGAACGGGCAGGUUUUCAUAUUUAAGGAUCACACGGUCUUUGUUUCCAGAAUAAAUGAUAUCUCAGUUCUUUUGGUAACAUUUCCUGAAUCGAAUGAAAUAUUUGUGUCAAAAGCAUUUGAAGCAUUGGUAAAUAGCUUGUCCAGAGUAAUUAAGAACUGGUGCAUAGAACGAAUUGCUGAAAAAUACGAUCAGCUCCAACUCAUCUUCCACGAGUUUGUGUUCAAAGGAAUCAUUCUUGUUGACGAAGAAGAUGAACUAAGCUCAAGAAUAAUGAAAAGAACCUUUGAAAACAUGAAUGCAAUUAAGGUCAAUAAAGGAUUUGCCUCUCUCCUGAACAAGGCUACCAAGUCAUUGAGAAAAUAA
This is a messenger RNA of Vittaforma corneae ATCC 50505, 480 nucleotides long. RefSeq lists its product as uncharacterized. The record is from RefSeq and is a predicted model, not a curated record. The transcript has a single exon. NCBI's taxonomy places the organism in Eukaryota, Fungi, Microsporidia, Nosematidae. Bases 1 to 480 code for a protein of 159 amino acids.